Molecule: messenger RNA, 3057 nt
Organism: Cynara cardunculus var. scolymus (artichoke)
Lineage: Eukaryota; Viridiplantae; Streptophyta; Magnoliopsida; Asterales; Asteraceae
Product: protein kinase C alpha type-like
Exons: 14
Coding region: 651-2711 (686 amino acids)
Biological process (GO): regulation of DNA-templated transcription; protein phosphorylation
Molecular function (GO): protein kinase activity; ATP binding
Source: RefSeq, a predicted model, not a curated record
UGAAGAUACAUCCACACAGAUUUCAUCACAGAAAGUGGAUUAAUUUGGGAAUUAUUUUGUGUGUGUGUGUGUGUGUUUAAGAGAGAAGAUAGAGAGGGGUUAAUUCAUCUAAAAACCUUUGUGUAUGGAAGAGGUUCUGUGGUUUCUUGAUUUGGGAUUCCUCCAAUAGAGGGAAAAGGGUUGAAGAGGAAGCAAUUAAUUGAUCCACAAAUCACAGUAUGCAUUUUUGUUUGUGAAAAUGGAUGUUGUAAUGUGCGUUUUUUUUGCUACAAGCCAACAUAUGACUUCUCUAUUAAUUUCUUGAUUUGGGGCUUUUCCAAACGGGAAGAAACGGUACUGUACGUUUUCGUAUAUCUCUUGUGUGUAUGGCUGCAAGUCAAACUAAGUGAAGCAGUGUGUGUUUAAUGGUGUUUGUGUUUCUUGUUGUUUCAAUUUACACUCUGAUUGAUCAAACAAUCACAGUGUGUCUUUCUGUGAGAAAUCUUGGGUUUUUGUUAGUUCAUUGAUCCGGGUUUCCUUCAAAAUUGAAUCUUGAGAUUUAAAGAUCAAGAUUGAUUUGGGUUUCCUUCAGAACUGAAUCUUGAGAUUUAAAGAAUCAAUUCCUUGAUCCACAAAUCACAGUGUGUAAAUUUGUUUAGAAGUGUGUGAACAUGGAGAAAAGCAAAAAAUCCCCAUCAGCUGAGGAGCUGUUAAGAAAGAUCCUGGAGCUCGAAAAACGUCAUGCUCACCUCAAACAAGAAAUGUCGAAACUCAUGUUCUCCGGUAACCGGCCAAAACCUGACCACCGAAGGUCUAAUUCAGAUUCUUUGUGGCCGGUUGUCGGAGGAACUCAUGAUGGAGUUUCUGAGCCUUUAGCAAUGAAGCUAACUGCAACUCAGUAUUGGAAUGUAGUGCAGUCAAUGGGUCAGGCUAUACAUGUAUUCGAUCUCAACUGUCGGAUAUUCUUUUGGAGCCGAACUGCAGAAAAUCUUUAUGGUUUUACGCCUGAUGAAGCUUAUGGGAAGACUCCAAUGGAGCUUCUAGUGGAACCUAAAGAUAGUAUAUUAGGUGGUUAUAUCCUAAAACGAACGUUCAAUGGAGAGAGUUGGUCUGGACAGUUUCCUAUAAGGAAUAAAAGAGGAGAAAGAUUUAUGGUCAUCGCUACCAAUACGCCAUUUCGUGAUGAAAAUAGAAGAAUAAUUGGGGGUAUAUGUGUAUCAAGUGAUGCACGUCCAUAUCAAGUAACGGAGCCAGGGCUGAGUGUUAUUGCUUCCAGUAGAGUUGGACCUGAUUCUCAACAACCUCUACAGCCUUCAGUUGCCUCAAAGAUAUCGAAUUUGGCUUCAAAGGUGAAGUUGAAAAUGAAGAAAGGAGAGAAGUACACAGAUCAUGAAGAUUUGAGUUAUGUUGGUGCCUCCGAUUAUACAGAUAAUUCACUUGAAAGUGAGGCAAGCACCCCGAGAGGCCAUAUUGCUCCAUCUCCAUUUGGAGUAUUUUGUUCUGCAGGCACAGAGGAGCAUCUUAGUGGAAAACUUACAAUAGAUUCUGGCGACGAGAGUGAAAACAAACCCAGGAUCAAAAUCUUGUCCUCAAAAGCACAGGCAUGGAUGGGUAAAAAGGGACUUGUGUGGCCAUGGAAAGAAAGAGAAGUAGAGUCUUUUGAUGCUAGAAUUGGUCUGUUUGGUUGGCAUCGGUUAGAUGUGGAUGAAGAACACGAGCCUGGUCCACAAAUGAGUUGUAGUGCAAAAUUAGAGUGUCAAAUGUGGGAAAGUAGCAACUUGGGGCAUAAUAAUAAGCAAGAGGCUUCAGGGUUGUGGCUUUCUUCGAUACAUUUUAGUAGCUUGAGUAGCUCAAGUAGUGGCAGGAGCAUCAAAAGUAAUGCCAUUAAGAAAAUGGCAAGGGAGAGCGAUUAUGAAAUCUUGUGGGAGGACUUGAUAACUAGAGAAAAGAUUGGGCAAGGUUCGUGUGGGACUGUAUAUCAUGGGUUGUGGUAUGGAUCAGAUGUUGCAGUGAAGUUAUUUGUGCAUCAAGAAUAUUCAGUUGAUGUGAUACUAUCAUUUAAACAAGAGGUAUAUCUGAUGAAAAGGCUUCGACACCCAAAUAUUUUGCUGUUCAUGGGGGCUGUAAUUUCACCUCCGCAUCUAUGCAUUGUUACAGAAUUCCUUCCCCGUGGAAGUUUGUUUCGGAUACUUCAGAGAAACACAACACGAUUAGAUUGGAGACGUCGUCUUCAUAUGGCCAUGGAUAUCGCACGAGGCAUGAAUUAUCUUCAUCAAUGCAACCCGCCCAUUGUUCACCGUGAUUUGAAGUCUUCAAAUCUUCUUGUGGAUAAGAAUUGGAACGUAAAGGUUGGUGACUUUGGUCUGUCCCGUGUGAAGCAUGAAACGUACCCCAAAACAAAGACUGGGAAAGGAACGCCUCAAUGGAUGGCUCCAGAAAUUCUUCGUAAUGAGCAAGCAAAUGAAAAGUCGGAUGUAUACAGCUAUGGCGUGGUAUUGUGGGAACUUACCACCCAAAAGAUCCCUUGGGAUAAUCUUAAUGCAAUGCAGGUAAUUGGAGCUGUUGGGUUCAUGAAUCAACGACUAGAGAUUCCAAAAGAUGUGGAUCCCAUGUGGGCUUCUCUUAUCCAAAGUUGUUGGUGCAGUGAAGCAGAAUCCCGACCAACCUUCCAAGAAAUAUUAUAUAAGCUUAAAGAUUUGCAGAAGAGAUUUGCAGCUGAACGAAGGAAAUAAGAGGUAGCAUUUCUCAUGGUUUCUUUCUCUGAAAGAUGUCAUUUUUUUCGGAGGAAUAGUGCUGUGUUUUGGUCAUGUAAAUCAAAGAAAUUAAGGUAUGUGACCAAAUGAUACAAAGACGCCUGUCUCGAGCUGGUUGUUUCUAUCGUAUGUUAAAGAUAUGACUCGACCAAUUUCUUGUUCAUCGAUUCUUUUUUGAGGGCUAACGAAAACCACAGAAAAUGCAGACCAACAAUGGUGGAGGGAGGAGUUUAAGAAGGAACUGAUCAUGAAAGAAUCAGGAAAACAGAACAUAAACUCAUUCAUCAUUUUUUGCGACAAAAAGACAAAACCAUGGAUUCAGGAG